UUCAUGGCACACACGCUAUGGUUUCCCAGCCCCAUCAAUUAAGCCAGAGCUUGAGUCAGCAAUGGCCCUGUCGAGAGACGCAAAUCCGUCAACUCGCUGCUCUUCUUCAUCCUCGAAUACCUUCUCCACCAACCAUAGUCCUCUACGGUAUCAGCGCAACAUGCAAAUCAACACUUGUUUCCGAAGUCCUUGACUCCCUUCCCACGCGACACGCAAUUAUCCGAUGCGUUGAAUGUAUUACAUCACGCCAUUUGCUUCAGAAAAUAUUGAUAGAAACAUUGUCUGCGUUUGGGAUGGCGGAGGAAUGGGAGAAAUUCGGCAAGGGAAGAUGCGAGCAUGUUAGCACGCUUUUGAUUCUCUUAGGGGAUAUUAUUUCGGCUGCUAAAAGCCGCAAAAAUGUAGACGAUCUGAACGGGGAUAAGUUUGUGCUUGUGCUGGAUGGGAUCGAUAGGCAGAGGGAGGCUUCGCAGAUGCUUCUUGCGGCGUUGGCGAGGUUAGGGGAGAUGAUACCUUCAUUGAUUGUGGUUCUUAUCAUGAAUACGACGCCUCGUCCACUAUUUCUUCAGUCUUCGGGUGUGGCUCACAUCAACUUUCCACCAUACACACGCAAAGAAGCAAUCACCAUAGUUACAGCAGCCGGCCUCCCGAGGCUGGACGGGUUAUCCGAUGAGGAUAAUGACAAACUAUCCACUACUUCAAUGUUGGGUAUCUAUACCCAAUUCGUUGUAACGGUCUAUGACUCGUUGGUCGGUCCGACGGCAGGCACAAUUCCAUCCUUCCGGUCCAUUUGUGAGAGAUUGUGGCCUCGCUUUCUUCAACCUAUGACAAGCGGUGAAGAUCCUGGUGUUGGUUGGGACUUUACCAGGCUCCUACUACGGAAUCGAGCCAUGUUCAAGAUGCAGGGUGAAUCGAUGCUGGUACAUCAUAUUGUCUCUGUUCCGGAGGAAACCAGCAAAGAACAACAACAACACAAGACCAAGAAGAGAAAAUUAAACUCCAUAUCGACGUCGACGACGCCAAAGCUCCCAUCAUUACCAUACUUCCCAACCUUAGUCCUGACAUCAGCAUAUGUUGCAUCUCAUACCCCACAACGCCUAGAUACAAUCUUCUUCUCUAAAUUCUCAUCUUCCUCCUUAUCAGCACGCAACAAACGAUCCCACCAUAGACGACGACUGAAAUUACUCUCCCAAACCCAGGCGGAUGACGAGAAUGGCCACAAUAGCACGCCUAAAAAGGGCAAAAGAGUGAAAACAAAAAUCACAAAAUCAAUGCUCAAUUCAGCCUUUGCGACUACGUCAGCGACCACAUCUGCUAUCACCGGUGACAACGCCGCUAGCGGAGGCGCAGGCGGAGGAGGAGCAACACAGUUGACCGGCUCAUCAACACUUUUGACAGCUCGACCCUUCACUCUGGAACGAUUGAUAGCUAUAUACCACGCUAUCGAUCCCAACCCACCGGCAAAUGCUCUACAUACCGCCCCUAUAGCAGAUGCGGUAUAUAAUGAACUUGCGACUUUGCGUCGAUUGAGACUUGUUGUUCCUGCCUCUGGAGGUAGUACCCAGACUGUCGGAGGAGGUGCGACGGCCGUGAUGACGGCGGAUGUAGGUGAGAAAUGGUGUAUAAAUGUGUCUGGGGAUUGGGUUGGGGAACUCGCCAAGGGGAUUGGGGUUGAGGUUGGGGAGUGGUUGGCUGGAGGUUUGGAUUGA
This is a messenger RNA of Talaromyces stipitatus ATCC 10500, 1706 nucleotides long. Its product is annotated as origin recognition complex subunit Orc5, putative. Gene Ontology annotation, biological process: DNA replication; DNA replication initiation. The record is from RefSeq and is a predicted model, not a curated record. The transcript has 3 exons. Gene Ontology annotation, cellular component: nuclear origin of replication recognition complex; nucleus. Gene Ontology annotation, molecular function: DNA replication origin binding. The coding region runs from base 18 to 1706 and encodes 562 amino acids. NCBI's taxonomy places the organism in Eukaryota, Fungi, Ascomycota, Eurotiomycetes, Eurotiales, Trichocomaceae.